AAGGAAGGCGAUGUUGAAGCUGGAUUGCAAUUCAGAGUCUGGUGGUUUCAGCAAUCUGUUUGAGGCAGGAACCAGCGUGAACGCACCUGCAGAUGCCUUUGGUCAGUCUCCAGCUCACUUGGCUGCUUGUGGUGGUGAAGCUUUUUUCCUACUUUGGCAACUGCAGACAGGAGCAAAUUUGAACCAACAGGAUUGCCUUGGAGAAGCCCCAAUUCAUAAAGCAGCCAAAGUUGGGAGUUUGGAAUGUCUUGCUCUCCUUGUUGCUGGUGAUGCCAAAAUUGACUUGUGCAACAACAGGGGACAAACAGCGGCAGAUCUCGCACUGGCUUAUGGCUUUCUGGAAUGUGCCAAGUUCCUCACCACAGUUCAGCAUACUCAGACAAUGAAAGUGAGAGGACAGUCUGCCCACUCACUAAGUGACAAAUGUGGCCUGCUGAGAGAGGAUCCACCUGCACAUAAACAAGAAAGUGAAACUAGCAGAGCCAUAAACAGGAAGAGGAGGAGAUCAGAUGGUGUGUAA
Messenger RNA from Chaetura pelagica (chimney swift), 520 nucleotides. RefSeq names its product ankyrin repeat domain 37 (gene ANKRD37). The transcript has 4 exons. Lineage: Eukaryota; Metazoa; Chordata; Aves; Apodiformes; Apodidae. Gene Ontology annotation, molecular function: protein binding. The coding region runs from base 11 to 520 and encodes 169 amino acids. The record is from RefSeq and is a predicted model, not a curated record.